AAUAAGAGGUCUCUGGCUCUGUGCCUCUUUCCUCACCUGAUGGUUUAAAAGUUGUGAGAAGUAACGAAGUGACCAGUUGAGACCUGGUCAGACCCUGAAGAGGAUGUUCCUGUUCCUGUUCUUCCUGGUGGCCAUCCUACCAGUCAACACUGAAGGAGGAGAGAUCAUAUGGGGUACAGAGUCCAAACCCCACUCCCGGCCCUACAUGGCAUCCUUAAUGUUUUAUUAUGGUAAUUCAUAUCGCCAUUACUGUGGUGGUUUCCUGGUGGCAAAAGACAUCGUAAUGACAGCAGCUCACUGUAAUGGAAGUAAUAUAAAAGUAACCUUAGGUGCUCACAAUAUCAAGAAACAAGAAAAAACCCAGGUCAUCGCUGUUGUAAAAGCCAAACCUCACGAGAACUAUGACAGACAUUCACGGUUUAAUGACAUCAUGCUCCUGAAGUUGGAACGCAAAGCUCAACUCAAUGGUGCUGUGAAGACGAUUGCCCUUCCUAGGAGCCAGGACUGGGUGAAACCUGGGCAGGUGUGCACAGUGGCAGGUUGGGGAUGCUUGGCCAAUUGUAGUUUGUCUAACACACUUCAAGAAGUGAAUCUAGAAGUUCAGGAAGGCCAGAAGUGUGAAGACAUGUCCAGAAACUACAACGACUCCAUCCAGCUUUGUGUGGGAAACCCCAGCGAGGGGAAGGCUACUGGUAAGGAAAAUGGAAGAGCUAAUUCUAGUUGGCCUGAAGGAAGGACACAGCCAAGCAGAGAUACACUAGUCAGGAGACUCAGGGGGUCCCUUUGUGUGCGAUGGAGUGGCCCAGGGCAUUGUCAGUUAUCGCUUGUGUACUGGGACACUUCCUCGAGUAUUCACCAGAAUCUCCAGCUUUAUACCGUGGAUUCAGAAAACAAUGAAACUCCUUCAACAAUCCUAGAACACAAAACCUGUGUCUGGGCCAAUGUCCAGCAUCCUGGGGUAUGGCUAUCUGAGUCUUAAUAAAGAAAUCUGUCUGCAGUAAA
Molecule: messenger RNA, 1002 nt
Organism: Rattus norvegicus (Norway rat)
Lineage: Eukaryota; Metazoa; Chordata; Mammalia; Rodentia; Muridae
Source: RefSeq, a predicted model, not a curated record